CCUUUUACCCGCACAUUACCGACAGUCAUGCGUUUACAUUAACGGGACUCCGAGACACCGACAGCCAGCUGCUCGUCGGCCGGCGGUCACCGUUAACCGGAUCCGUUAACCGGUUAUUGGAGCAGCCAGCGGGUUAGCUACUGUUCAGAGGUUAGCAGCUACCAGCUAGCUAACAGCUAACCGAAGAUGGAGGAGUUUCUGUCGAGCUGCCAGCGAGCCGUGCAGGUGGGCCCAGGUGAGGCGGGCUCAGGGGUCCAUGUUGUCCUGGGUAAUGAGGCCUGUGAUGUGGACUCCAUGGUGUCUGCUCUGACCUACGCCUACUACCUGUCCAAGACGGCUCAGAGUCAGAUGCUCGCUCUCCCUCUGAUGAACGUUCGUCAGUCAGACUUCGUGCUGCGUUCAGAUAACGUCUUCCUCCUGCGUCAGCUCUCUCUCUCACCUGAACACCUUUUGUUCAGAGAUCAGCUCGACCUGAGAGCGCUGCAUCAAGAGGGACACCUGAGGCUCACGCUGGUCGACCACAACGUCCUUCCCAGUUCUGACAAUGACCUGGAGGGGGCGGUGGUGGAGGUGAUUGAUCAUCACCUGCUGGAGAGAGAAGCCUCCCCCACUUGUCCUGUUACCGUGGAGAUGGUGGGAUCCUGUGCUACCUUGGUAACAGAACGCAUCAUACAGAAAGCUCCAGAAAUCUUGGACCAGCAGCUCGCUCAGCUGCUCUAUGCGGCGGUGGUGCUAGACUGUGUGAACAUGGCGCCCUCUGCAGGUAAGGUCACACCUAAAGACAGUCAGGUGGCUGCGUCGUUGGAGAGCCGAUUCCCUGCUCUGCCACCGAGAGGCGCUCUGUUCAACACGCUGCAGAGCGCCAAGUUUGAUGUGUCAGGUCUGAACACGGAGCAGAUGUUGUUGAAGGACAUGAAGGCGGUCUCAGAAGGUUUAAAUCUCGCCGUCUCUGUUCUCUACAUCACUCUAGAGGACUUCCUGCAGAGGGCGGGGCUAGAGGCAGAGCUCUCAGAUUUCUGUCUGAAAUUCGGCUUUGACCUGCUGCUGCUGAUGACGAUCUCCUUUAAUGAGAGCAAAGAGCCAAUCAGGGAGCUCGCUGUGUUCAGCCACAACAACACCUGCAGGCAUCAGGUGAGCAGCUACCUGGAGCGGGCCCGUAACCCUGCCCUCAACCUCUGUCCAAUCAGCAGCCCCCAUCCUCACAUCACAGCAUAUGAGCAGGGAAACUCUCUGGCCUCUCGUAAGAAGCUCCUCCCCAUCGUCAAAGACUUCCUGAAAGGGCGGGACGGACACGGUCACCUAGGAGACAUGGAGGAUGAGGAGGAGGAGUCUCAGGUCCCUCCCACCCCGAUGAACAGUCUUGUGGAGGGCUGUCCAUUGGAUGACGGCCUGCCGCACAUCAGCGCCCACGACCUCGAGGAGAAGUUCAGCAAGAUGGGCGCCAGAGGAGCACACUAACCUCUGACCUGCCAGCUGUCAAUCAUCAGGACACUCUGAGCACGCUCUGUCUGUCUGUCAGCUGAUCUGAUGAUGAUGAUGAAGGUACCACUAACAGGAGGUGGAUAAACCUCUAAUGAUGUCACAGGUUCAGGUUAAAGUCCCUUUAUGAAUAUUUCAUCAAUUAAAAGUGAUCUAAAGAAGUGAUGACGAACAUCUGGAAACAUCUGAAGGAACUUCAGCAGGAAGUCUGCCCUUCAAAAUAAAGUCUGAGUGUAUUAAGGUCGUCAGAAUUUCAAAGUUCCACAUGAUUCUAGUCAAAUUAAUGUUGAUACCUGUUUGUUACCACGGCAACAACAAUAGAAGAUCUCAAUGUUGAAUCUUUUAUUGUUUUUAAUGAUCAGAAAUCGCAGCAAACUGCGGCACACUGUCAAAGUGGGAGGAGCUUCUCUCCAGUAACACGUUAGUGUGCCAGUCAGUGAGACAAUCCUAACAGCCUACUGCCACACGGGGGCACCACAGUCUGCAGCUAUGAUGAUUCUUUUAUGACUUUAGUUUAUAUGACAGAGUUCUCUUUAAAGCUUCUCUACACCUGAGCAGUAAGAGUUGUUUGUUCUUUAAAGAGACAAAAAAAAGGAUCAUGAUCACAAUACAGAAUCUGAAACCAGUCAAAACCGUCUCAGGUGAUUCUCCCUCCUAACUUCUUCUCAGACAAUUUUUAAAUAAAGUUUAGAGAUAAAUAAUUGAUUUGUUUGUCAGCUCUCUGACUGAUUUCUGAUUGGAUGGAACCCUUUAGUCUGUGUGAGAUGAGAAUCAGUGAAAGCUGCAUUGGGUCUGGUCCUGAUGUGGGAGUGUGUGAUGAAGACUCUGUAAACCAAACCCUGUUCAGUUUCUGCUCUGGUGUUUGUAAACAAUCAACAGAAUCCAGGUGAGCUCAGGCUCACUCUGUGGCCCCGCCCACAUCUGGAUCUGUGAACCCUGACACCUGCGAGAAUCAUGUGAUGAGCUGUGUGCACCUGUGAGCUGCAGUGAUGUCACCAUAUCACACGAUGACAUCACUGCAGCCAGGUGAGAAUGUGAGCAGGUGAAACUGAACCUUCAAAGCUUUUGACCCGCUGAAGAUUUGUCUGAAACAAUUUAAAUAAAAAAAAUUUGAAAGAAA
Molecule: messenger RNA, 2599 nt
Organism: Labrus bergylta (ballan wrasse)
Lineage: Eukaryota; Metazoa; Chordata; Actinopteri; Labriformes; Labridae
Gene: prune1
Product: prune exopolyphosphatase
Cellular component (GO): cytoplasm
Molecular function (GO): exopolyphosphatase activity
Source: RefSeq, a predicted model, not a curated record